Molecule: messenger RNA, 825 nt
Organism: Cladophialophora bantiana CBS 173.52
Lineage: Eukaryota; Fungi; Ascomycota; Eurotiomycetes; Chaetothyriales; Herpotrichiellaceae
Exons: 1
Coding region: 1-825 (274 amino acids)
Cellular component (GO): nucleus; 90S preribosome
Source: RefSeq, a predicted model, not a curated record
AUGAAGGGUCGAAGAGGGCAGAAAGAGCUAGCAAAGAUCAGUGAGCGACGAAAGAAUCAGGUGGCUGCCAGCGUGCGAGCGAAUAAUCCGCUGACUCCCAAUGAACGCGGAAAGAAGCGAAAGCUCGACGAGUCCGAUGGUAUCGAGACGUGCUCUCCAUCAAAGCGAACCGCUCUUGACACUGAACGAGAAGAAUGUCCAACCCUAGAAGCCGUCGUUGACCCUGCCCUUCUCGCUGAUCACUUUGCGAAAUACAUUCAAAAGUGGUUUUCGAAAAGUAGUCCCAUCGAACUGGAAAACCGAUACCUACCCGCAAAGGCUUUUCUCGACACCACGAGUUAUGACAAAGACCGAGUUGCCGCGAAUCUGCCAGACUUUCUCGUGCGAUUCUCAAUAGACGGGAAAGACCAACUUUCUACCUGCGACCAGGUAGCGACACCACACACCCUUGUCCUCACAGUAUCUGGCAUACGGACUGCAGAUCUCAUGCGCCAACUACGAGUGUUCAAGACUCAAGACUCCAAAGUCGCCAAAUUUAUUGCCAAACACAUGAAACUCGAAAUGAAUGUGGAGUUUCUGCAAAAAAACAAAGUGGGGAUCGCCAUAGGAACUCCGGAGAGGAUGUAUCAAUUGAUGGAAGCAGGUGCAAUGAAGACGGAGGCCCUACAACGAAUCGUAGUGGAUGGCUCAUAUAAAGACGAGAAGAAGAACACGAUCUUCACGAUUGGGCAAAUUUUUCAACCGAUGAUCGCCUUGCUCAAUAACGACAGUAUUCGCCAGAGAUACCGAAGUGAACAAAACAAAAUUGAUAUACUAGUCUUCUAA